AGCGCGCCUCUCCUCUGCUCUCCUCUCCGGCUGAAGUGAAUCAGCUGACGAAUGGUAUCUCCCUCCUCUCCCGGAUGAAUCGCGCCGCUGAAGCCGGGCAGCCUGAGCGCUGACACAGGAGCAGGUUGCCCACAGGCUCGCUCUCCUCCUGCUAGAUGUCGGACCGACCGAGCCUCAAGUAAAAAGAUUCCGCCGCCCAAAAUAGAGGUUACUUUAUUUCAUCUUUCGCCUCGGGCAGGAAGCUACCCGCUUCCCCUCACCAUGGCUUCCAACUUCAACGACAUAGUCAAACAGGGAUACGUGAGGAUACGGAGUAAGAAACUGGGGAUCUUCCGGAGGUGUUGGCUGGUGUUCAAGAAAGCCUCCAGUAAAGGACCCCGCCGGUUAGAGAAGUACCCAGAUGAGAAGGCAGCCUACUUCAGGAGCUUCCACAAGAUCACCGAGCUCCAUAACAUCAAGAACAUUACCCGGAUGCCACGGGAGACAAAAAAGCAUGCAGUGGCGAUUAUCUUCUGUGAUGACACGUCCAAGACGUUUGCCUGUGAAUCAGAGCUGGAUGCAGAGGAAUGGUGUAAGCUGCUGUGCAUGGAGUGCCUGGGCAGCCGUCUCAACGACAUCAGCCUGGGAGAGCCAGACCUGUUAGCAGCGGGGGUGCAGCGGGAGCAGAACGAACGUUUCAAUGUGUACCUAAUGCCGACCCCUAACCUGGACAUCUACGGAGAGUGCACCAUGCAGAUCACCCACGAAAACAUAUACCUGUGGGACAUUCACAACGCUCGGCUGAAACUCGUCAUGUGGCCUCUCAGCUCCCUGCGCAGAUACGGUCGAGACUCCACCUGGUUUACUUUUGAGUCUGGAAGGAUGUGUGACACAGGAGAGGGUUUGUUCACGUUCCAGACGCGGGAGGGGGAGAUGAUCUACCAGCGGGUCCACUCGGCCACGCUGGCCAUUGCCCAGCAGCAUGAGAGGAUGAUGGAGGAGAUGGAGAAGAGCUCCCAGAUCCACUCCAGAGAGACACUAACCAAGUCCAUCUCCCUGCCACGCAGCGCUUACUGGCAGCACAUCACGCGUCAGAACAGCGUGGGAGAUCUCUACAGUUACCAAGGAUCCGGCCUGACAAUGACUUUUAUCCCCCGAGCACAGACAUUUCCCAGCUUUCUGUCUGAUGAGCCAGAACAGGAGGAGAGCCAGCACCAGGAAGAGGCGCCAUCACCCUCUAGUGGCUGUGAAUCCAGUUGCAGCCUCAGACCCCUUCAAUGACAGAGAAUUGCUCGACCAAAACUGGACACUUUACCCACUACUGUAGAGAGGAUGUAGAAAUAUGUAUAGUGACGUGUAAUAUAUCAUUUCCUGGUGAUACUUUAAUAAUAGUGUCAACUGUAGAGCGAGUGGUACAUGAAGAGUUGUCCUAAAAAAAUAUGUUUGUUUUUUUUUUGUAUGUUGUGUGACAGCAGCAGUAGCUUCAAAGAUUGCACCAAAAAUCCUUUAAGUGUAGCUUUAAGGUGUUUUAUGUUGCCAUUAAUCCAGCAUGACCCCCAAUUUUUAUUUAUUUAUUUUUCUAAAUCACUGCACUCCACCUCACAAGAAGAUACUGAGAAACCAAGGUCUGCUGUAAAAAACAACGUUAAAAAGGCUUUUGUUCUGAAAAUGACAAAAUCACAUCAGGCUCAUUCUAAGAAUGUGCAGCCUCAGCAAUCAUUUCAAGGAAAAAAAAUCCACAAUUUUGACACAUAAUACUCCCACUUUUUUACCAUAUUCUGUUUUCUCUCAAAAAUGUGAAAGUGAUCAAUGCCUUACACAAAAACCGCUUGACUUUGAUGGCAGUGAUGAAUCAGCGAAAUCCCUAAAUCGGUUACAACCAGCAAAAGGAAAAAGUCAUUCAGAAAUCUGCUUCAAGGAUAUAGGAGUGGACGGCCAUGUCAGAAAUGAUAGAAUGCAGCCUUCUCACAACCAUCUCUCCCAUUAAACUGCCAACCUUACAUUACACUGGCAGCGCAAUUUGAUUUUAAUAGCUUCCUAGCUCUUCCCCCAGCCUCAUAUACGCCAUCUGAUAACUGGUUCAUUAUUAAAAGGAGAGAAGUGAAAUGUUGGUGACCUGACGGGGCGGGUUGUGCGAGGCAAUAAAACAUCAUGGUAAUUUUUAGCCUUUGGUAUGUCAUGUUCAUACAAGAUUUAAACUUAGGAAAAAAAUAGUAUCUCUGAGAAAAUGUGAGCUUAGUAAAAUACAAUUAGUUUGAUAUUAUUGGAAAAUGCACUUAUAUACUGUCUUGACAGAGGUUAGUUGAGACUAUUGAUAGCACUCUCAUGUCAGUAUCCUAAACACGUUAGCUUAGCCUACCAUAAAGACUGGAAACGUGGUCAAGCAGCUAGCAUGGCUCUGUCCAAAGCACUGGUAGAACUAAAACUUUUUACAGUUUAUUUUUUGUGCAGAUUUUAAAAUAAAUAAAAUAAAAAGAGGUAUAAUGUGUUCAGUAGUGAGCUUUAGAGGUGCCAGUCUGUGGAAUUUUGUUACUGACUGGGCCAAACUAACUGUUUGCUACUGUUUCUCUUUGUGCUAAGCUAACUAAGCUAACCAGCCGCUGGGGGUGGCAUAGAUCUCCUCAUCUAACUCUUGUCAAGAAAACAAGUACACUUCUUUAAAGUCAAACUAUCAUAACAAGCCUAUAUUGAUAAAAAUAAUAACCCUUUUUUCUAAAAAAAAAAAAGAAGAAAAAAAAACUCUUAGAUAUCUUGUGCCAUCUUCUUUUCCAUCCAUUAGCAACAGUAUUAAGUAAAAGGAAAUUAUAUUAGUAGUCCAUGUCACUAAAAUAGCCAAUAUCAGCAGAAAACCUCUAAAAUAUUUUCAUACAUCCAUAGCAUGUGAGUGAAAUGUAUCAUUGAAUAUGUGACCGCUGUGAUGAUAAUGUUCUCCCUCAGUAAGAAGUGCCUUCUGACACAGACCAGAGUGUUAAACCUCACCAAAGCAGCGUCUUUGGGCCUCGAGUUUACCAUGGUGGACAGAAUAGUUAGCUCUGUACCUUCAAAACUGUUUUGAAAAGUCUUAAGUUUCUCCUAAACACUGUAGACCCAGCUGUGAAAAUGCCAUAUCACAUCUGAAAUACAAAACCUGACCGGAGAUCUUUUAUAAAGUUGAGUGUGACACUUGUUGCCUGUCGGUGGUUGUCAGCAGAGAUUGAUUCAUCUUUUCAGAUAUAUGUGGUAAAGGUGUCUGUGCUUAGCAUCAAAGUGUGAAUCUUUCAAAUCCAGAAAUUACAGCAACAAUUAACACUUAAAUGAAAAAAAAAAAAAAGGAUUCCAGUGACAAUCACUUUAAGACAGCAAAGCGGUCUUUCACUUUCAAACUUAUUCACUUUUUUUGAUGAUAUUGCUUUCUCUUGGGUUUAUAUCUAGAGAUACAGUAGGUACUAGAUUCCCGGAGAAGUGGAUAUAAAUGGACAUGCACUUAUUUUGUGUUAAAGUUGUAUUUUGCAGUCACUUUAUUUUGUAUAUUGUUUUUAACAGAACUCAACUUUCAUAUCAAUUUGAGCCUAAAGCAAAGUGCCCAUCUUAAAGUCUGCAUCACAGACUCUGUCGUACGAGCAGGCAGGAAGACAGUUGACAUAUCUGGCCACAUUUCUGCUCUAGUUGUCUCGAGUCUUACAGUAGCUCAAGUGUGGUUAAUAAAUGUAUGUAUAAUAGUUCCACUACAUCUGGAGCGGUAGAGCUACACUGACUGAAAUGUCUGGAGAGAGUUAGUUGACAGUGUUUAUUAUUUGCAAUUUUUUGUUGUUUAUUGUAGCCAUUCACUUGUUUGUAGGUAUGAUGUCAUAUUUUCUGUUAUUGUUACUAUAUUAUUGUGUUAGUGUCUGCAUUUUGUGUUCUGUUACUGUCAGAUUAUAUGUUAAAAGCACUUUGAAUACAUUGAGUGUAGGACUACAGUUUUCACUAAAUGUACAUAUGUAAUGUUUUUGAUGAUAAAAUGGUAAUAAAUUGAAUGUUCUAUCAUG
Messenger RNA from Seriola aureovittata, 3986 nucleotides. It is a transcript of the gene dok6, whose product is annotated as docking protein 6. NCBI's taxonomy places the organism in Eukaryota, Metazoa, Chordata, Actinopteri, Carangiformes, Carangidae. The coding region runs from base 262 to 1260 and encodes 332 amino acids. The record is from RefSeq and is a predicted model, not a curated record. The transcript is spliced from 8 exons. Gene Ontology annotation, biological process: positive regulation of MAPK cascade; cell surface receptor protein tyrosine kinase signaling pathway. Gene Ontology annotation, cellular component: cytoplasm.